This is a messenger RNA of Sycon ciliatum, 5902 nucleotides long. Its product is annotated as microtubule-associated serine/threonine-protein kinase 2-like. The transcript has 26 exons. The coding region runs from base 1359 to 5240 and encodes 1293 amino acids. Gene Ontology annotation, biological process: peptidyl-serine phosphorylation; intracellular signal transduction. The record is from RefSeq and is a predicted model, not a curated record. NCBI's taxonomy places the organism in Eukaryota, Metazoa, Porifera, Calcarea, Leucosolenida, Sycettidae. Gene Ontology annotation, molecular function: magnesium ion binding; protein serine/threonine kinase activity; protein binding.
GCCGAGUCUUCCGCAGGUUCUGCUUCCGCGGUGCGACUUGCUCGUCCAUGUUGGGCUGCCUUUGGUAGAAAGUGCAGAGACGGCAGGACGGAGAGCAUAACUAACUUGUUUAUACGGAGAAAAUUGUUGUCGUGGCUGGUCAGGCUGCACUGAACUCACCAGUGCAGUGCACUGCAUCCAGCUUGAAUUUUUCCCCGUGCGCGUCGUUGAACCACACUGACUGAACUAGCCGAAAUCUCUGCUGAACUGAAGAGCUCUGGCAGUCCCACCGUGCUCGCGUGCCAGCCAGCGGGAUGCUGCAGUAGACGUCCACUUGACUUACACCUCUCGCCGUGCACCCACGAUGUGUUGCAGUUUUCCAGCAUCGGCGAACGCUGCAGAUAUUGUCAAUAAUGCCUCGCUAGGUUUUUGUCCAUCGGGGCAAAAGACACAGAAGACCGCCACAGUGUUACACGGUGUCAGGGCCAAUCUAGUGGUUCUUCAAAUAUCUAGUGUGUAGAAAUCUGUCCCUCCUAUCCUCCUUCUUCAUGUUUUCUACUGCUUGCUGUCGUGAAGGCCAAGUACCUGCUUGGUGCUAGGCCUAGGCUAGGGUCGGUAGGGAGUAGGGUUGGUGCAGAUCUACCACACAGUCAGUACAUACAGCGCCGGAUCAUGGACAUGGAUCAGGAGCGUUGAUCAGUCAGCGCUUCACGAAAAGACAUCGUGCGCUUUGCGGCUAGCAGCCCACACGUCACCUGGUCACGUCCCGUUCGCACAGUGCAGUGCAUGCACCCUCCACUUGCCUCCAGAGUAAGGUGUCAGCAAAAGGAGAGAUGGGCUUGUGCGCUCGUGGUUCUUCGUGUGUGGGUUUGUAAUCAGACUGUGUGGACUUCAUAUCAGCGUGGCCUGCCGUCAUCCUCCGUAACCUCACGGAACGCAGCGAGACACGGCCGAUCGGCAAACAGCGGUUUCGUUGUGCUCUUUUCCCUCGCUCGAUUGCAGUACGACUGCUAGUAUCUCAGCCUGCUGUAGUAUUGUUCAGUGCUGUGCGCCGGACGAAUGCGUGGACGAGAUUGCAAGGUAUGCUUGUCCAGUUAUACAAGAGGCUAUCGUGUGACUUUGAAAUAUUGAGAGGAAAUCUUUCCUGUUCGUAACCUUCAUCCCUAGUGCUGUUUCACUUGAUCGUUGAGAUACAUAUCACAGCUUUGAGUCGGAAAAAUCGAGAUUCGUAGCAAGAUUUCUGGCUGAGCGGGAAAGGAAGGAGUCAGAUUGGAAGCAGUGCGCUGCAGCGGAUGCGGCAGAGAUCGACGCGGAGUGGAAGGUGAACGGUGCCAGAAUGUGCUGGACACGGUAGAUCAUAGACCAGAGCUGAUCCUCCAAUGGCCGACGAAUCAUCAGCAAAGGAAGGCCUGCCUGUGCAAGAUGUGGGACAUCAUUGUUUUCCAAUGGAUGGCGGAUACUCGCCAGCUCUGGCCAGUUCAGGCGAUGUGCCGGGGACAGCACAGCUACGGACUCUGUCCUUGUCGGAGGUACCACACAGCCUGCCAAUACGGCCCACCAGAUCUCAGAUGGGUAAACGCUGGUCGUUAGCAUCUGUGUCUUCGUCGUCCGGUUACGAUAGUGCGUCCAUACCCUGGCAUGCUAGUGGUACUGACGAUGGUGAUCUCCUCACUGUUGACAGGGCAUACAGUGAUCAUGACAUGUCCGACCGGUCAUCAAGAUCAAGGAGCAUUAGUCCCUACUAUCCAACUGGUCAUGGCUACAAUGUGGACAUGUUGGAGCUACAGAACCUCUUCAGAGUUAGAUACCCUAAGGCUAUUGAGCAAAUGGAAUUUCGUUUGAAGCAAUUUCAAAUUGACCUCAGUCUUCAUGAAGCUGCCUCACACAAAGAUGCAGCUGUCAACUUCGUUGCUACGCAGCUCUUGUCUCUAACCAAGGACCUGUUGGAUAAGUCUGAGGCCGGUGCCAUCACGAUGCAAGUGUUCCAGUCAAUAACGGAAAACUUGAGUCAACUGAAUGAAGAUAAUAUUCGUCGGGGAGCCACACCGGAGACAUUUGCAAUGAUUCAAAAGCUCCUGCAGCAGAUGACGGUCAUUAUCACUCGGCCGGCCGGCUUACUGGAAUGCUUGGAACAAGACAUGAACUCACUGGAUGCCCACGGCCAGGUCAAGUCGCCCGCUGCUGCCGGAGGUGGUGUGCUACAGAUGCUAGCACCGCCUAUGUCCUGUGCUACCACAUCCUGUGUACCGUCCCCGGCAUCAAACAUCAGUGACUCGUCACAUCUGCUGCACUACGUGCGGCAAUGCUUGACGCCGAGAGACUGUUUGUCUCGUGACCGUCGACUGUCGGCAGUGAAAUCAGAAGAUGAAGGUGACGACGAUGGCAGUGAAGACGGGGAUGAGGCGGUCACUGAGUUGGCCAGUCAGGAUGUGCAGCCAAAGGCCGAUGACUUUGAGCAGCUAAAAAUCAUCAGCAACGGUGCGUAUGGAUCAGUAUACCUGGUCAGACACAAAGAGCGACGGCAGGUUUUCGCAAUGAAGAAGAUUACAAAGACUAACGUCAUUCGGAAGAAGAACUUGGAUCAAGUAUACGCAGAGCGUAACAUUCUGACGUUUGCCAACAACCCCUUUGUCGUGGGUCUCUGGUGCACUUUUGAGACCAAGAAACAUUUCUGCAUGGUGCUGGAGUAUGUUGAAGGUGGAGACUGUGCUGCCUUGUUGAAGAACAUUGGCGGCCCACUGCCAACCGACCUAGCAAGACUGUAUGUAGCUGAGACAGUGCUGGCACUGGAAUAUCUGCAUAACUAUGGCAUAGUUCAUCGAGAUCUCAAACCGGACAAUAUGCUGAUCACAUCGCUAGGCCAUAUCAAGCUAACAGACUUUGGACUAUCCAGAGUGGGAAUCAUGAGCUACGCAACUAGCAUGUACGAAGAAGGAAUGUCGGCUAAUCAAGUGUUCAACGAUGAGCAGGUCUUCGGCACGCCGGAUUACAUCGCCCCGGAGGUCAUAUUGCGACAAGGCUACGGUCCGCCGGUGGACUGGUGGGCACUCGGUGUUGUUCUCUAUCAGUUCCUGAUCGGCGACACGCCGUUCAUCGGCAGCACGGUGGAGGAGCUGUUCGAGCAGAUCACCGACGAAACGGUGCUUCCCGAGUUCCCAACGGAUUUCCCCUUCUCAGAGGAAGGCAAGGAGAUCAUCUCUGACCUGCUCAUCCGAGAUCCACAGAAACGCCUCGGCGCAGGAACAUGCAAUGGUGUUGCCGAUGUGAAGAACCAUGUGUUCUUCAACAAUGUCGACUGGAGAAACUUGCUGCUCCAGAAGGCUGAGUUUAUCCCACAGCUUGAUCAUGAAGAGGAUACAUCCUACUUUGACCCCCGUACCGACCGCUACGAUCACACGCUGAUCGACAGUGACAACGAAGGCGACGAGGACUGCCUGUACAGCAACUUCAUGUCCAUGUCGCCGUCGUUCUCGCGUAUCCUCACGCCGCCGCUCAGCCACCAGAGCAGCAUAAACCGGUCUGACUCCGACCUGUCGGAUGUCAGCUCACACGACACCAGCUCCUCGCUCACGUCAAGUCCAUACCACGCGUGGCGGCCCACCGAUCUUGACGCAUCCUCGCAACACAGCUCCGCAACAAGCACGUCCGUUGAGCCGGCGUCCUCCGUCAGCUCUACACCGGAGCUGAGUAGCGGCUCGCUGGAAAGGCCCACCUCUCUCACCACCACGCCGAGGAGAGGCUCACUCAGCGCCAGCCGCAUGACUCCGGAAGCCAUCGUUGUCGUUCCUCCGCCGCUGACAACGGCCCAAGUAGCCAUGGCUACAGCCCUGGCGACAAUGACCAGUAGUCAAAUGUCAGGGGGGCCCAUGAGCAGCGGAGUGCAUGCAUCCGGCACUGCUCCCGUGUCUUUGGGUUCUCUGGCAGCAUUCAAUCGCCACUCCGGUCUGGACAGGCCGAUCCGAUUGGCACGGCGACGCCAGAGUCUUGACGAAACCAGUGCACGUCUGCGCUCUCGCCUUGCCAGCCUCGGGCCAAGACUCAGUGAUAACUCUAACAUUGGUCAGGCGGGCGGCUACGGCAACACAGCGUACGGUGCUAACAGCACCAGCAGCCUGGCGACGUCCGGUACUAAUGUCGCAGCCCUUGCACCGCUGCAAGCACUGUCCAGGAGCGGCGGCGGUGGCAGUAGCAGCAGUAGCUACCCAGCAUCCCUGAACACAAGCGGCUACGGUCAGUCGCAGCCGGGCUUGAACGUGAGCAUCCCAGCGCGGUGUUCCGUCGGCAUGUCUCUCAAGGCAAUCCGCGUCUUCCUGGGUACCAGCGAUAACUAUGUUCUUCAGCAUGUUAUCAAGGAUGUCGUGGAGGGCAGUCCCAGCUGGGUUGCGGGGAUACGACCAGAACAUCUUCUUACUCAUAUCGACGGUCUGCCGGUGGUGGGACUAAAGCACACAGACGUCGUGCAGUUGCUGAGCAACAACCGCAAGCAGAGCACAACGGUGCAGAUGGUGCCCAUGUCCAACACUGGCAUCAGUCACAAAAAUCACCACCGCCAGUCGUCCAAUGCCAAGCGCCUCAGCAGCAAACACGAGCGCAAGCUGACGCGCACAAGCAGCACCGGAUCCUCUCUGAAGAAAAAGCUGGCAAUGAUACCGCGUCUGUCCAAGAGACAUCUUCAGAGAAACCGUGAUCAAGUCGACAGCCCUGCUGCAUCUCAGGCAUCCACUGGAAAUGCACUGUCAGCGUCACCAGCAGCCGCUUCAACAGCAGUAUCGCCAGUAGCUGCAGCUGGCACGUCACCCAUCAUGUGUGCCAAGGCCAACAUUUCUCUGCAUCAGCGCAUCGUGCGUGCCAUUCAGCCCCGCCGUCCAUCCAUCACCUCGCUGAUGACGCCAAUGUCGCCACUCGCUACCGUCUCUCAGACGUCACCCCAGCACCAGCUGGUCAAGAGUCACACGGCGCUGCGCAGAACGGCCAGCGUGGGCAGCCCCUUCCAGGGCUACCGUCGCCUGUCUCGCACGCCACCGCGCCAUGAGCAACAUUCGGUGUCCUUGCGCAAUCGUGACCGGGUGCCUUUGGAGCAGAUGGUGGCUGCUAGUCUGGCGCCAAGCGAAUCUGCAGGUACUGCUGGCACUGCUAGUACUGGUGAUACUGUCGCUGAUGGCAGUGCACCCGCCGCUGACACAAAGUCUCCGCGGCGUAAUCGCCUGCGUCGCAAUGAACUCACCAGUAAGUCUACAACGGUGAGAAAGUCCUCUGAAUAAUCGACAGCUGCCGGCUAGACGACACACGCACUUGCUGUCACAUGUGGACAAUGGUAAUGUGUGUGUGCCUAGCCUUGGCCGGCACAUGUAAUCUGAUUGCACGGAACACGGCUAGCGGUGAGAAGCAUUGUGCAGUCUAGCCGUGCACAUACGUACUGUGCGCAAGCACGCACACCCACCCACCCGCGCACGCACACACACACACACAGUGACACACACACACACACACACACACACACACACACACACACACACACACACACACACACACACGUGGAGACAGUCUGGAAUAUGUAACAGUUUCAAGUACCCAAUGUCCAUAGUAACACAAUCCGUUACUUGAUUCAUGGUUCCCCAUCAUGAUCAUGUUCAGCAAUGAAUCUGACCAUUACCUAUAUCUGAAGCCCGUCUUCUUUAUUUGUGCUUGAACACAUGCCUACUCAUUGAAUCUGUGCCAUCACCAUCAUCACCAUCAGCAGCAGCAGCAGGACGUUUUACUGCACAUUCAUUCAUGUUGAGUUGCUUAUUUUCAAUCAUAUUUUCGUCGCUUUCCUUAGAAAUUUGAAAUAUCACUUUCCCACGAUUCAACUUCAGAACAGCAUUCCUUGAUGAACGCCAUCAUCUUUAAAUAUGGCACGCCAUCAUCUUUUAAAUAUGGCGCA